AUGGUACUGGCCACUCGGGUGAAUUUCGAUUUUGGUAUCCUCGUGUGGAUGAUCAACAGCCGUCACUACAUCCCCUGUGCAGUCGAUGCAUUCGUCGAGGCAUACACAGGGAGGCUCGGAGGAAGGAGUCAACGUGUUGUCGCCUGGUGUUGUCUGGUGGAUGAUAAGAUUGCCUGGAGAAUGGUCUUGUCACCUGGUAGUAUUAUGUGUGUUAUUCGAAUCUGUCUACACCAGAAGAUUUUACAUAUUGAAGUGCAGCGGGCGAAACCAGACGUUUUUGGAUUGGGGGAUCCAGAAUCGCUCGUCGCAGUCGAAGUCGAGGACUCCGGACAAUCGGAUCAUUAA
Messenger RNA from Penicillium taxi, 345 nucleotides. RefSeq lists its product as uncharacterized. The transcript has 2 exons. Lineage: Eukaryota; Fungi; Ascomycota; Eurotiomycetes; Eurotiales; Aspergillaceae. The record is from RefSeq and is a predicted model, not a curated record. The coding region runs from base 1 to 345 and encodes 114 amino acids.